This is a messenger RNA of Microdochium trichocladiopsis, 2540 nucleotides long. RefSeq names its product quinate repressor. Lineage: Eukaryota; Fungi; Ascomycota; Sordariomycetes; Xylariales; Microdochiaceae. Gene Ontology annotation, biological process: chorismate biosynthetic process. Bases 17 to 2467 code for a protein of 816 amino acids. The transcript has 2 exons. Gene Ontology annotation, molecular function: 3-phosphoshikimate 1-carboxyvinyltransferase activity; shikimate 3-dehydrogenase (NADP+) activity; 3-dehydroquinate dehydratase activity. The record is from RefSeq and is a predicted model, not a curated record.
GUCAACCCUCGCCGUGAUGGCUGCCACGGCCCUCAAGCGCCGCAUCGCCGAUACAAGCAAGCUCUUCCUCGACGCUACCGGCAUGUCGGCCGUCGUAUAUAAAAAGACAUACGGCAGCGCCGACUACCAGCGCCGCGUCCACAGCCUUUUGCAGAAGACCCUCGCUACCAAUGCCCAGGACGCCAUCAUCGUCACCUCCUGGGUGGACCGCAGUGCCCUUGCCCUUCUCCAGGAGUUUGCCGCCACCCACCCCGUCAUUCAUAUCGUCAGGGAUUCCGCCGCCAUAAAGAAAUACCUACGCGUGGCCGACAAUGUCAAGCUCGACGAUAUCCUCCAGUACUCUGCGAGAGCCUUCCGCGCAGUUAUGAACCAUGAGUUUUUCAAUGUGUCGGAGGAUCUAUCGCAGCACCAGGAGCCGACCGACGCCGCGCCUGAUGUUAAAGCCCCAGCUCCAUACCUUACACUCAAGCGUGCAGAGCGGCAUUUUCUCAAGUUUCUAUCCCUGCUCAUGCCCAAGGGCUCAAUCCCUUUCUUCGAGUCUGCAUUCCCGCUCGCGCAGGUGCCGCUUGAGGCUCGCAAGACGACAUUUGUGCUACCUCUGCGGCUCUCACAGCUCGUAGCAGAGGAUCUCGACAUUGAAGCACUGGAAGGGGGCGCUGACGCCAUUGAGAUCGUUGUUGAUGAUUUGUACGAGGGCGCUAUGUCAAGCGGAGGCAGCACACCAGAAACGGGUGCCCUGUCUAAACAGCGGACCCAUCUCGCUCCCGAGCGAGCCUCCCAGAUUAGCAGUGCACUGGCUCGCAUUCGGAGAAGCACGGUGAUACCAAUCAUAUACCACGUCUCGUGGCCCGCUGUAUCGUUGACUACCACCAUCUCGACUGAACAAGUCAUGACUUAUCUUGAACAUUUCCAGCACGGUCUCAAGCUCUGCCCGGAAUACAUCACCGUCGACAUCAGGCUGGAAUCAACGCUCUUGUCGCACCUGGUCGCCCUCAGGGGACACUCGAAAGUAAUUGGUGUAGCUCACAUUGCAGACCACACGCCCCCGGCAUGGGAAGAUCCCGUCUGGAUAUCCUUUUACCAGAAAGCACACGCUGUGGGUUGUGACGUGGUCAGACUUACACGGCCAGCAGUGGAUUUCGAGGACAAUUUCGAGGUGGCCAAGUUGCGACACACCAUAGAAGCACUGCCAGGGAUCUCCAAACCUCUCCUUUCAGCUUACAACACCGGCAUACGUGGUCGUCACUCCGCUGUGUUCAAUCCACUGCUAUCGCCAGUCCGGCCAACUUCAUCUGUCCUUGAAUCGAGCGAAAGCAUGAUGACGACUUGCCCAUCACCGACAAUCACAGUCCAGCAGGCCAAUCACGCCCUGUCGACAUCCUUUGUCCACGAUGCCCUGAAGCUGUAUGUCGUGGGAGCACGUGUCAGUUACAGUUUGUCACCUGCCAUGCACAUGACGGCGUUCAAGGCUUGUGGGCUGAGUCAUACAUAUGUGCCGUACUCGACCACAUCCCUCAGCACUCUGAGCAGUCUUGUACACGACCCAAUGUUUGCAGGGUCGUCGAUCGGAUUACCUUUCAAGGUUGAGGUCAUCAGUCUCACGCACUCUCUCAGCAGUCAUGCGCGGGCCAUUGGGGCAGUCAACACUGUGAUUCCCAUACGGCGACUAAACCCAGACGGUAGCGUGCCCGACGACAUGGCCAUGUUCUUCAACUCGUGCAACCGCUCCGGUCCUGUCCUCGCGCUGUAUGGCGAAAAUACUGAUUGGGUUGGCAUUCGUGCCGUCAUUCGCCGUGGCCUGUCACCAGCCAACGCGGUACGCCCGGGCACGUCUGGGCUUGUCAUCGGUGCCGGCGGCAUGGCUCGCGCUGCUGUGUAUUCGAUGCUGCAACUCGGUGUGACCAAUAUUGCCAUAUUCAACCGCACACGGGCCCGUGCCGAGAAGCUCGUGACACAUUUUACUACAUUAAUAGCUCGCAACGAUCUGCCACUCUUGACCAAGCGAUCCGAGGACGAGCGGCACCGCGAGACCCGUUUCCAUAUUCUAGCAACGAAAGAGGACCCUUGGCCGGAGGAUAAGUUCCGGCACCCGACCAUGAUUGUGUCGUGCAUCCCAACACAUAGCCUCGUCGAGGGCGGAGGGGGGCCGUCGCCCAACUUCACACUGCCAGAGAGCUGGCUUCAGAGCCCUACGGGAGGCGUGGUCAUUGAAUAUGCCUACAAGGACGUCAACACGCCGCUCUUACAGCAGGUUCGGGCGGCCGCAGAUCGCGGAUGGGUGGCCAUGGAUGGCCUAGACCUGCUGCCAGAGCAGGGAUUUGCACAGUUCGAGCUCUUUACGGGCAGACGGGCACCUCGACGCUUGAUGAGGGAGGAAGUAUUCAGAGCAUACCCGGGCGAGUCUGAUGGUCGUUUUCCAGAACAACUCAAGCCUCGUCUGAACCAGGUCAUAGAUCAAGGCCUGUGAUGACAUUGGGCGGGCAUGCACACCCAUACGGAGAGCUUUGAUAUCUACAACAUGCUUGAUACCCUUUCUUUUA